Blastomyces dermatitidis ER-3 is the source of this 345-nucleotide messenger RNA. RefSeq lists its product as uncharacterized. The coding region runs from base 1 to 345 and encodes 114 amino acids. NCBI's taxonomy places the organism in Eukaryota, Fungi, Ascomycota, Eurotiomycetes, Onygenales, Ajellomycetaceae. The transcript has a single exon. The record is from RefSeq and is a predicted model, not a curated record.
AUGCGUGCAGAUGCCUAUUUGAAUUACCGAAUGUAUUCGGGCUACCGCCAAAAAGGUAAUUUGCUCCUCAGUAUCAUACCAUUACAAGAUUACGAACAGAAUAUUGUGCGUUAUCCCGCUCGGGUUUGGAUAGCUCAGCGGUCAGUCACCAACUGGAGGGAAUUUGAGAAACGAAUUGAAUGGCAUUCAGUCCAAAGUUCCCGCGCGGUCAAAGGACUCAUGACGGCUGCUCAAUUUCCUGUGCCGUUGUCUCGUCCGCGGACCCCGCCCCCAGACAUUACAACUGGCUCACCCGGGCUAGGUGCCUUGGCUAUUCCUCUAAACAUUGCCAGGAUGUGGUUAUAG